Molecule: messenger RNA, 1696 nt
Organism: Archocentrus centrarchus (flier cichlid)
Lineage: Eukaryota; Metazoa; Chordata; Actinopteri; Cichliformes; Cichlidae
Product: mixed lineage kinase domain-like protein
Exons: 11
Coding region: 100-1497 (465 amino acids)
Biological process (GO): protein phosphorylation; cell surface receptor signaling pathway; necroptotic signaling pathway
Molecular function (GO): protein kinase activity; ATP binding
Source: RefSeq, a predicted model, not a curated record
AACAGUCAAGCAUUAAAAAAAAAAAGAAAAGAUUGUCUUCGUUGUGUUGGAGCAGCCAGACUGUACACUGCUGAGAGCAGCUCACGCUCACAGCUGAUCAUGGACACUGUAAAGUCCAUCCUGUCCACUGCCUCAUCAAUCUACAAGCUGGCUGAGAAGGUGAAGGCCAACAGGAAGCGCUGCAAGCGGAUUUCUGAUCGAGUCAAAGCCUUGGAGGAUAUAGUGAAGUCUAUCACAAAUUGUUCUCCAGAGUUAGAGACAGCUCUCAGGGAGCUGUCUCUAACUCUGGAUUCAGCACAGAAGCUUAUUGAAAAAUACACUGCAGCCAACUUGGUGGAGCGCAUCCUGAAGUCCGGGAACCACGGAGAUGAGUUUGACACUGUGAGCGAGCGGCUCAACGACGGCUACCAGGUCCUGUGUUUAGCUCUGCAUUUGGAGCAGAGGAAGAGGCUGUGCGAGGUGUUUAAACAGAGAGAGAAAGAAGAUGAGGUGGAUGGGAAGGAGGACAACAUGGAGAUGACCAAAUUGCUAAUGGACUACAUGCAAGAGCAGCAGGAGAAAACCAAUUCCAUACUGAGACAGCUGGAAAAAGUUGUGCAGAUGUUGAAUAAGCCCAGUUUCACUAACGUGGCGAUCCAACAGAUUCAACCCGAUAAACUCAAAUAUGAACAUCCCAAAAAGCCCUUCAAGACAACAGCGAGCUCAGAGAUCUAUAAAGGAGAAUACCGGGGAUUCCCAGUGGCCAUCAAGAGAUACCUCAACCCUGCAAACACCAACGCGGGAGAGGUGAAGUCUAUUUUCAAUAAGGAAGUCGACACCAUGAAGCAGUUCGAGUCGCCCAACAUCCUGAGAAUGUUCGGGAUCUGCAUCCAGGAUGAUGAAGGACCCAGCCCUCAGUUCUUCAUCAUCAUGGAGUACUGCGAGAAAGGAAGUCUUCGCCAGGUUCUGGACUCUGACUACACACUGUCCUGGAUCAGGAGAGCUCGUAUGUGUUUGGAUGCAGCGCAGGGACUCUAUCGACUGCACAAUACAGAGGACAAGUGCAAGGUUCAUGGGUGCAUCAAGAGCAGCAAGUUCCUGGUGACUAAAGACUACACCGUCAAGCUAGGAGGUUUCAGGCUGGCCAAAACAGUGACGUCACUGAAAAGGCAGACGAAGGACACGACGAACAGGUCGCUGUGGUACUACUGUCCCGAGAAGCUCAACGAUGCCAACUUCAGCUACUGCAAGGAGUGGGAGAUGUACAGCUUUGGAAUCGUCCUUUGGGAAAUUGCAACCAGUCAGAAACCUUUUGAAGGUUUCUCAACUAAAGACAUUUAUAAUAAAGUGUGUGAGGAGAAGUAUCAAGAGCCGCUUCCUGUUGACUGUCCUGCAGAACUGGGAGAGCUGAUCAACGCGUGCCGAGCCUACGACAGCUUCCAGAGACCCUCAGCAGGAGUGCUGGUGGACAAACUGCGCAGCAUGGUGACACAACUGGAAGAACAAGAAGCUUAUUAGGAUCAUCCUGAAGAGAAACACAACUUUGAACAACAAAUGAAUCAACACCAACGUCAGAAAUCAGAGGAAGUGAGCUAAAUCAGCACUUCCUGUAUGUAACAGUGCUGCUUCUAAGGCCGGUUCUUUCAUGAUUUAGGCUGGAUAUUGUCAAACAGCCAUCUGCAUUUUAAUAAACUCUUUCAAACACAAAUAUGAAUAU